AUGCCUCGCCUCCCUGCCGCAACCCCCUCACACACCCCUCUUCUGCCUCCCUUGCCCACCUCCCUUCUGCCUCCCUCUCCCACCUUCCUCUCUCACCUUCCUCUCUCACCUCCCUCUCUCACCUCCCUCUCCCGCCUUCCUCUCUCACCUCCCCCUGUGCGCACCCACACAGGACCUACCAGAGAGGCAGACCUACCCUCGGCAGUGGGCGAGGAGGACUUGACGCACUGCCUGGAGCUGAGGGACCUCAAGGGGCGCUCCGCCAUGGUCAUGCCCGUGUGCGCCUAUGAUGGCACGGGGGUGAGGGAGGGAGUGACGUGGCUGGUGGAGGCAAUGAGGAAGAGCCAACGAGCAGACCUCAUCAAGCAAAGGGCCGAUGCUGCUGCUGCCUUCUGA
Molecule: messenger RNA, 396 nt
Organism: Closterium sp. NIES-65
Lineage: Eukaryota; Viridiplantae; Streptophyta; Zygnematophyceae; Desmidiales; Closteriaceae
Source: the annotation of a GenBank genome assembly